Molecule: messenger RNA, 1086 nt
Organism: Ilex paraguariensis (yerba mate)
Lineage: Eukaryota; Viridiplantae; Streptophyta; Magnoliopsida; Aquifoliales; Aquifoliaceae
Source: the annotation of a GenBank genome assembly
AUGAAAGGGCUAUUGUUCAAAUCGAAGCCUCGGAGGAAGUCGCCGGAGGAGCUCGUGCGUCAUGUACGAGACCUCCUCAUCUCCGUUCAUCGCAACACCGAGACCCGCGAAAGAAAACGUCAAGAAAAGCUGUCUGAAUUGGCUAAACUGAUCAUGGAGAUGAAGACGGUUCUUUAUGGCGUUGAUCACUCAGAACCCGUUUCGGAAGCUUGUGCGAGAUUGACCCAGGAGUUCUUUAAAGACGAUACGUUUCGCCUUCUUGUCUUUUGUCUUACUAAAUUGGACCUGGGGACUCGUCAGGAUGCAGUUCACGUGCUUGCGAAUUUGCAAAAGCAGCAGAUUAAAUCAAGAGCAACAUUGAUUGCCUCUGAUUAUUUGGAACAAAAUUUAGAUCUUUUGGACACUUUGGUGAAAGGUUAUGAAGACCCUGAUCUUGCUCUGUGCUAUGGAACAAUUUUGAGAGACUGCAUUCGUCAUCAAGUCGUUGCAAAGUAUAUACUGGAUUCACAGCACACGAGGAAGUUGUUUGAUUAUAUACAAGAACCAAAUUUUGGCAUAGCAUCAGAUGCAGCAGCAACCUUUAAAGAGCUAUUGACAAGGCAUAGAUCAACUGUUGCUGAGUUUCUUUCAAGAAAUUAUGACUGGUUUUUUGGGGAGUACAAUUCGAAGUUGAUGGGUUCUUCUAAUUACAUCACUAGAUGGCAUGCUGCCAAGUUGUUAGUGCAGUUGUUGAUAAAUAGUGCAAAUUGGUCAGUGAUGGUGAGAUAUGUAAGCUCAUUGGAAAACAUGAAGAUGGUGAUGAAUUUGCUCAGGGAGUCGAGCAAGAACAUCCGGUUAGAAGCAUUUAAUCUGUUUAAGCUUUUUGCUUCUAAUCCAAAUAAGCCUCCUGAGAUAGUCAAUGUCCUUGUCGCAAAUAGAACCAAGCUCCUCCAAUUCUUUGGUGACUUCAGGUUUGAUAAAGAGGACGAGCAGUUCAUAGCAGACAAAGCUAGCGUUGUGGAAGCAAUAUCUACUCUGGAAUCGUUAAAUCGUCCCUAUGGUGCUUUACACAACUGUAAAAACAUCAAUAGGCUAUGCCUUGUAUAA